GCCCGGUACUAAACAUUGUCUUUUUUCGGGUUUUUUUAUAAAAAAAAAAAACAAAUAAAAUAAAGAAAAAUCUGAAAAAAAAAAUCUGAAGUGAGAGGCUUUAUCGUUUAAUAUUGAGGUGGUUGUUUGUUGUGUGUGGUCUCUACUCGUUCCUCUGGUUUUAUAGUUUGUUCAGUAGAGAGAGAAAGAUCAGCCCCAACAACAACACUUCGACCUUGACUUGACCCAUCAAAUUUCAUAUAUAUAUACAUAUCGAUCGAAGGAAUCAAUGGAUACGGGCGCCGAAUCUCCGGAGUCCUUAAGCGAAUGGGAGCAAAUCGACUCACCUUUUUCUCCUCCUCACGUGGCCGGAACCCAUGUUCAUCUACAACAAGACCACUCUCCUGAUUCGCCAUCUUCUUCUUCUUCGUCUUCUUCGCCGACGCCGGCAGUGUCGUCGUCCUCCUCGACCAAUUUGAGGCCUAACGAGGAGGAAGCUCGACGGCGGCCUGAAUCUGACUCUCGGCUUGCGGCGGUGAAGGAAUUCAAGAAGCAAUUGAGGUUGCGAUUUGGGAUUCUGAAGACCGAUGUGCUUGGUGUGGCUGCCAAGGUUUGUAAUUACAGGUUGGUCGCCGUGUGGAGAUUCUGGUCGAUUGUGUCCGUGGCCGGAGCGAUUACGGCGGUGUUGCUCUCUUUUAUAUACGCAAAGCUAUGGCGGCCGCGAUGGAGACCGAGAGUCCUUCCCCGCCGCCGCCGCGAAAAUAACGAACCUCUGCUUCUUCUACUCAAAGAGAAAGAUGAGAAAAUCAGCCAGUUGUUAGUUCAGAUUGCGCAAAUGAACGAAGCAUUAUCGGCACGGCGCAGGGUUCCUGUAAUUCGAGUUGGUUGAGCAGCCAUAGUCGUACGUGUGUGUAUAUAUAUAUAUAUAUAUAUUUGUAUGUAUUUUCUUCUUAUACCGAUUGAAGAGCUAAGUUGGCAUAAAAAGAAGUGUUGCUGAUCACUACUAUUUUUUUGUAGUUAUAUAAGCUUAGUUUGAUACUAUUAUUAAAUUCAAGAAAAAGACUUGGUUUGGUGUAUCUAUCACUUAAAAAUUCAUAUACAGUAUAUAUAAUGAUCUCUUUCUUUA
Messenger RNA from Humulus lupulus (European hop), 1105 nucleotides. RefSeq lists its product as uncharacterized. The transcript is spliced from 2 exons. Lineage: Eukaryota; Viridiplantae; Streptophyta; Magnoliopsida; Rosales; Cannabaceae. The coding region runs from base 269 to 868 and encodes 199 amino acids. The record is from RefSeq and is a predicted model, not a curated record.